Molecule: messenger RNA, 884 nt
Organism: Aedes aegypti (yellow fever mosquito)
Lineage: Eukaryota; Metazoa; Arthropoda; Insecta; Diptera; Culicidae
Exons: 2
Coding region: 482-790 (102 amino acids)
Cellular component (GO): nucleus
Molecular function (GO): zinc ion binding
Source: RefSeq, a predicted model, not a curated record
AUUAAAUGUGAAAUCACGUGAAAUUAUCCCAAAAAAUCUCAUAAAAUGAGCAAAUCCGUUUUGAAAUCGCCCAAUACGGAGCUAAAACAGUCGACGUUAAUUUGACAGCUCUCCUUUUUUUCUGCGAAAACAAACUCCACGAGCCAUCGGCUUUUGUGCUCGGAAUCACAGGAAUGAGAAUCAGCGUUGAGGUUGACGAGGCCGAAAACUAUGCUUAUGAUCUCCUGACAUCAUCCUGAGUAGCAAUAUACUUUUGCUGGGGCACUAUAUUGUAGAAAAAUAAGCAUUGGUACAGCCGGUGGGGCCAAAACAGCUGCAGCAGUAAAUUAGCCACGUCAUAUGUUUACGAAUGUGAAAGCAAAACAAAGCAUAAGUAAAGAAAGCGACUUCUAAAUGGAUUUUUGCUGCAUUAUAGUUUUAGUUUUCUAAGUUUUUCGAACAAAUUCGAAGCGAUUUUAAAUGCCGCCAACCUUAUCACGCCAUGAAUACAGCGGAUAUUUGUCGCGUGUGUAUGGAGGACGAUUGGGACGCGUUCAAUCCACUGUUCAACCCGAGGGUAGAUGUCCCGGUAACUCCGGAAGUCAUGAUUUCCGAUUGCGCCGGAAUUUCGGUCGAACAGGAUGAUGGUCUACCGGGAGUGGCUUGCACGGAAUGCCUGAAUGCCCUUCGCGAGGCAUUCAAGAUUCGAGAAGAGUGUCACAAGGUGGACCGGAAGCUGAUGAAGAUUUUCAACUGGAUCCGACCUGAAUUUUCAAUUGGAAGAGAUUCAGGACAUUCCGGAAAUCACUGAAACUCCCGUUGAGCACAUGAAACAGGAGGAAAUCCAAGAACUGCCGCAUUUCGAACAUGAAUAUCUAGUUGAAGAAUUAAAAGAAUCGAAUGAA